This is a messenger RNA of Lagopus muta (rock ptarmigan), 1548 nucleotides long. RefSeq names its product LWamide neuropeptides-like. NCBI's taxonomy places the organism in Eukaryota, Metazoa, Chordata, Aves, Galliformes, Phasianidae. The annotation marks the transcript as partial. The record is from RefSeq and is a predicted model, not a curated record. The transcript has 6 exons.
GCUAUGGGGCAGAAGAGAGAAAAUCUAUGGGGCCAAAGACAUCUAUGGGGCAGGAGAGGGAAAUCUAUGGGGCAGGAGAAAGGAAUCUAUGGGGCAGGAGGGGGAAAUCUAUGGGGCAGGUGAUCAAAAUCUAUGGGGCAGGAGAGGGAAAUCUAUGGGGCAGGAGAGAUCUAUGGUACAUAUGGCAUCUAUGGGGCAGAAGAGGGGAAUCUAUGGGGCCAAUGACAUCUAUGGGGCAGAAGAGGGGAAUCUAUGGGGCAGAAGAGGGAAUCUAUGGGGCAGGAGAUCAAAAUCUAUGGGGCAGGAGGCAUCUAUGGGGCAGGAGAGGGAAAUCUAUGGGGCCAAUGGCAUCUAUGGGGCUGGAGAUCAAAAUCUAUGGGGCAGGAGAGGGCAAUCUAUGGGGCAGGAGGCCUCUAUGGGGCAGGAGAGGGCAAAUCUAUGGGGCAGGAGGCCUCUAUGGGGCCAAAGACAUCUAUGGGGCAGGAGAGGGGAAAUCUAUGGGGCCAAAGACAUCUAUGGGGUGGGAGAGGGAAAUCUAUGGGGCAGGAGGCCUCUAUGGGGCAGGAGAGAGGAAUCUAUGGGGCAGAAGAGGGAAAUCUAUGGGGCAGGAGAGAUCUAUGGGGCCAAUGGCAUCUAUGGGGCUGGAGAGAGGAAUCUAUGGGGCAGAAGGGAAUCUAUGGGGCAGAAGAGGGCAAUCUAUGGGGCAGGAGAGGGAAAUCUAUGGGGCCAAUGACAUCUAUGGGGCUGGAGAUCAAAAUCUAUGGGGCAGGAGGCCUCUAUUGGGCCAAUGGCAUCUAUGGGGCAGGAGAGAGGAAUCUAUGGGGCAGGAGAGAUCUAUGGUACAGAUGGCAUCUAUGGGGCAGGAGAGGGGAAUCUAUGGGGCAGGAGGGGGAAAUCUAUGGGGCCAAAGACAUCUAUGGGGCAGGAGAGGGGAAUCUAUGGGGCAGAAGAGAUCUAUGGGGCAGGAGAGGGAAAUCUAUGGGGCAGGAGGCCUCUGUGGGGCCAAAGGCAUCUAUGGGGCAGGAGAUCAAAAUCUAAUGGGGCAGGAGAGAGGAAUCUAUGGGGCAGGAGAGGGCAAUCUAUGGGGCAGGAGGCCUCUAUGGGGCAGGAGGGGGGAAUCUAUGGGGCAGGAGGCCUCUAUGGGGCCAAAGACAUCUAUGGGGCAGGAGAGGGAAAUCUAUGGGGCCAAUGGCAUCUAUGGGGCUGGAGAUCAAAAUCUAUGGGGCAGGAGAGGGCAAUCUAUGGGGCAGGCGGCCUCUAUGGGGCCAAUGCGACCCAUUCCCCCCCCCAGGCUCCCCCCGCCUGUUCCCGCUGUCCGCCUGCUGCUCCGGCCCUUCCCUCCCCCGGCCCUGGGCUGCCUGGUUUCCCCUUCCGUCCCUUCCUCCAUCACCUGGGAUGGGACCGGAAGUUCCGCCAUCUUGGGGGUCGCCUCGGGGUCCUCCGUGAAACUCAGCUUCGUCCGACUGACGGCCGGGGAGAAAAGGAGGAGCUUCGUUUGUAGCUUCAAGGAGCCGCGGAGCGGAGCGGCCGGCAGGAAGGAAGUGAAGG